AUGUCAGGACCGCGAGUGAAAUCGAUGAACUGUGCUGCUGACUCAGAGACCCGACCGGUGCUUGUACCGGCCGGUAACAAGGCGAGAUCGGUGGAAUUGCGAAAGCCGGGGUCAAAACCGAAGAGUAAUGUUGAGAAGCCCCAGGAAAUCGAUGAAGCCAGGGCAAAGAAAGCUCCAUCAUCACCAAAUUCAACCCCAUUGCCCAAGAACUAUUUGACUGUGCAGUCGGUUUUGAAGCAGCAGGACCAUAAGCUUUUGAGGUCGAAUUUGUCUCUGAAUGCGUCGUGUUCGUCGGACGCGUCAUCCGAUUCAUCGCAAAGUCGGGCGUCGACGGGGAAGAUCAGUCGGACGCUGAAGCAGAUUCGGAGGAAUCAAUGCGGUAUAAAGAAUGAGAAAGUCAAUACUGAUAUUGAUACUGUAUCAGUGGGUUCUGCUGAUGGUGCAGCAGUUAAGAAGAGGUGUGCUUGGGUAACGCCAAAUACUGAUUUAUGUUAUGCUGCUUUCCAUGACGAAGAAUGGGGAGUUCCAGUCCACAAUGACAAGAAACUGUUCGAAUUGCUCAGCUUAUCCACUGCUUUGGCUGAACUUACAUGGCCGGCAAUUCUUAAUAAAAGGCGCUUAUUUAGAGAAGUCUUUCAGGACUUUGAUCCAGUUGCUGUCUCAAAAUUAAAUGAGAAGAAGAUAGUUACACCAGGAAGUGCUGCCAGCUCUCUUUUAUCAGAGCUUAAGCUUCGAGGUAUCAUCGAAAAUGCACGUCAAAUUUGCAAGGUCCCAAUUAAGACAUCGAAAGCAGAUGCGAUAAGCAAAGAUCUCGUGAAAAGAGGGUUCCGAGGCGUGGGGCAAACAGUUGUCUACACAUUCAUGCAAGUGGCUGGAAUGACUAACGAUCAUCUGAUCAGCUGCUUCAGAUUUCAGGAGUGCAUAGCUGCAGGAGAGGCUAGGGAUAAAGAUGACAACCUCAAGACUAAGGUCCAAGGGAAGCAACCUGAGGCAAUUGAGUUUGGAUUAGCAGGAGCUAUUGAGGGUUUGAGUUUACCCACGGAGUAA
Molecule: messenger RNA, 1047 nt
Organism: Ilex paraguariensis (yerba mate)
Lineage: Eukaryota; Viridiplantae; Streptophyta; Magnoliopsida; Aquifoliales; Aquifoliaceae
Source: the annotation of a GenBank genome assembly